This is a messenger RNA of Echinococcus granulosus, 1614 nucleotides long. RefSeq names its product Monocarboxylate transporter. Lineage: Eukaryota; Metazoa; Platyhelminthes; Cestoda; Cyclophyllidea; Taeniidae. Gene Ontology annotation, molecular function: transmembrane transporter activity. The transcript has 13 exons. The record is from RefSeq and is a predicted model, not a curated record. Gene Ontology annotation, biological process: transmembrane transport. Bases 1 to 1614 code for a protein of 537 amino acids.
AUGAGGUUUUCGAUCUGGGGUGUCCUAUGUGUGCUUGGAGGGUUCUUGUAUCAUCUUGCCCUCGGUUACUUCUAUACCGUUGGAAAUAUGAUUCCUUAUGUCGUUUCGUACAUGGGAAUUAAAUCAGGUGAAGCCGCGUGGUUUUCAUCCACACUUCUUGCGCUCCAAGCUAUUUUUAUGCCUACUGGAGCAAUGUUGGCUACUAAAGUGGGAUAUAGGCCAGUACUUAUUAUUGCGAUGGUUUUUAGCGCAGGUGGUAUUUUGCUGACUCGCUUGACCAUUGAUCACGGUCUUGGGUCCUAUAUAACAACUUAUUGUAUUCUCAAUGGCAUCGGUAUGGGACUUCCUUAUUCCGUCAUUUUCUCAGUCGCGUCGUCGUGGUUUCCCGAGCAUCGUGCCACAGUUGUUGGUAUUAUUUCUUCUGGCUUCGGCUUGGGUGCUCUCGUCUUUACACCGAUCCAAACUGCUAUUAUUAACCCAAAUAAUCUUCCUGUGAAUGGGACUAAGUUUCCGCCAUCUGUUGAAGAGGGAAUUCCGACUGCUUUUAUAGUCCUUGGCAGCAUUGUUCUUGCCCUAGAGUUAGUCGGCACAAUCUUGUUGAGACAAAAACCAGAAAAAAGAACUUCUCCUGUCAAAGCAUCAACGAAGGAUGUUGAUGAAACUGCUAUUAGUUUGACCAGCGGCACUGCAAAUGCAGAGGUCAAAAAGGAAGUGCGUAAGGCUCCGAGGAGUCACACAGUCUCCGAGGCAGUGAGAUCUGUGGACUUUUACUUGCUUUGGCUAAUCGCCUUCUGUGACAUUAUCCCGGUUGUCCUUCUUACCUCAACCUUCAAGGUCUACGGAAUUCGCAGUGCCUUCGAUGAUCAAUUCCUCUCGGCAAUCGCCACGACCAGUGCGGCCUUUAAUUGCCUCGGUCGUGUGUUUUGGGGCCACAUGGUUGACCGUUUCUCCUCUAAAUGCCGGUCCAUUUGGUCGGCUCAUCAAGCGGUCAACCAAUGCCUACCAACCCUUAUCCAAAUGUUGCUUAAACUACAAGCUGACUUGCUUCUGAAGAUCGAAGAGUGCAUUGAAAAAAUUGGAAACGGCGGUAGAAUCUACACACAGGCUGAAAAACUGCGCACUACUUGUCCGCUUAUGUGCUUCUUGGUGAUGUGGGGAAGCCUAUUUGUGACCUUUCCCUACGUGGCCGCGGGAGCUGCUGGUAGGGCCCUCUACGCCAUUUGGGUGUUUGGCCUUUUCUUCUCUCUCUCCGCGCAUUUUGUGGUUAUUCCAUCUACUUGCACUCGCGUCUUCGGUCCUGCCAACAUGGCCACAAUCUAUGGGCUCAUCUACUUUGCAUCGUGCCCCAGCUCUCUUAUCACCGCGGGUGUUAUCUCCCAAUUCGACAUUCUGGGCAAAUGGAUCGCAGUCUACACGGCUUGUGCCUGUGCCUGCCUCCUCUCCUUCACCAUGGCUCUGUUUAUCCGAGAUAAAGACGCACACUGUGUAGGCUUUACGAAUCAACUUUGCGCGUCCUUGUGCGAUCCCUGCCGCAAGAAGAUUUACAAUGCGUCGGAGGAGGAGCUCGGAGAAGGAAGAGGUGGAGGUGGAGAGACAGGAGGAGACAAUGCUUAA